AUGGCUGUCAACAUCCCAGGAUUGAUAGUGAUGAUGAUCUUCUACUUGCUGGUGCUCGGAACCGGCAUCUGGGCCUGCAUCAAAUCCAAACGAGUGGACAAGAGACUGGGAAACCGAACAGAGAUGACUCUGUUGGGAAACCGCAGAAUCAACCUGGCAGUGGGCAUUUGUACUAUGACAGCUACUUUUGUUGGAGGGGGCUUCAUUGUUGGAGUGACAGAGGCAGUGUACAGCCCUACUAUGGGACUGACCUGGGCCUUCUUGCCGUUCUCAUCUGCCUUUGCUUUUAUUGUUGGUGGAUUAGUUUUCGCCAAGCCAAUGAGAGACAAAAAAUAUUUGACAAUGAUGGAGCCUUUCCAGAUCAAAUAUGGAAAGGUAUUGAGUGGAGUGCUUUCGGUUGCUCCUCUUUUAGAUGAAAUUCUCUGGGUGACUUCAACACUUAUUGGCCUAGGUGCAUCCAUGAGCAUGGUUCUGGAUUUGCCUUAUGCUGUGUGUAUCUGGAUCUCUGCUGUAGUGGCCAUUGUGUACACGUUGUUGGGAGGCCUCUACUCUGUAGCCUACACGGACAUCAUACAAUUGAUUCUCAUCUUCUUCAGUUUGUGGCUGUGCGUCCCCUUCAUUCUGACCAACCCUGUGUCUGUUGACAUCACCAAGACCGCUUUCAACUAUACCUUCCAGGCCCCCUGGACUGGAACUGUGGAUGCAGAGAAAGCCUGGAUAUGGGUCGAUAAUUUCUUACUGUUGUCUAUCGGUAACCUGGGAUAUCAGGACUUCCACCAGAGAACCCUGUCUUCCAUCUCUUCAGCCACAGCCAAGAUCUGCUGCUUCGCCGCUGCGUUCCUCGUCAUCAUCUUUGGAAUCCCCUCUGUGUUGAUUGGAGCAGCGGCUGCAUCAACAGACUGGAACAAGACCACUUAUGGUUCCCCGUCUCCAUAUGAACGUGGGGAGGCGGGUCUGGUGCUGCCCAUCGCUCUGCACCACCUCACACCACCCUUCAUCUCCCUCAUCGGCAUUGGAGCUGUGGCUGCUGCUGUGAUGUCGUCAGCAGACUCGGCACUGUUGUCAGCAGCGUCCAUCUUCUCCUCCAACAUAUACAAGGACAUCCUGAGGACCCGGGCAUCAGAGACGGAGCUCCAGUGGGUGAUCCGUGCCACUAUAGUUUUGGUUGCACCUUUGUAGACGGGGUUUACGUCCAGCGUGCUCCCAUCAGGACCAUUUGCAUGCUGGCUCACAUGGCUGCCACUGUGUUGUUCUCCUACCUGGCUUCCUUGCUCUUUUGCAAAGGGCUGAUUCCAGAAAGAUGGGACGUGUUCAAAGUGAAACUGCAUCAGACGCCACAGGCAGUGAGCUUGAGAAACACCAACACGACCACAGCAGACAAGGGUGAUGAAGAGUCUGAAGUCAACAACGAGAAGGAUGAGGUCUUAGACGUGAUGCUACAUACAAACUGAUGGAGAAUAAAUCAGCGGGCCUGUCACUGCAGGUUUACAAAUACAAGGCUGCAGUUUGAAAGAGGACAAAUUUACUCCUGCAAAAAAAAAAGUUUCUAAGAUAGAGAUAUCAUUACAUAAUUGAUAACUACUUUCUCCUUUUUUACUUCCUGUUUGUCAUUUUUGUCUAUUCCAUUGCCUACCAACACGGAGAUCGCCGGAUCGAAUCCUUGCGUUACCGCCGGCUUGGUCAGGCAUCCUACAGACACAAUUGGCCGUGUCUGUGUGGUGGGAAGCCAGAUGUGGGUGUGUCUCCUGGUCGCCACACUAGCGCCUCCUCUGUUCGGUCAGGGCGCCUGUUCGGGGGAACUGGGGGGAGCGGCGUGAUCCUCCCACGUGCUACAUCCCCCUGGCGAAACUCCUCACUGUCAGGUGAAAAGAAGCAGCUGGUGAACAAAAAAAAUUUUUUUGAACUCGUCAGAGGUUUGGAAGGGGAAAAUGUGUAUUUGCUACUAUAAAAAAUGCAUUUGACGAAAAAAAAAAAACUAAUAAAAAUCGUUUGUAAAAGAAA
Molecule: messenger RNA, 2001 nt
Organism: Lampris incognitus (smalleye Pacific opah)
Lineage: Eukaryota; Metazoa; Chordata; Actinopteri; Lampriformes; Lampridae
Product: high-affinity choline transporter 1-like
Exons: 9
Coding region: 1-1179 (392 amino acids)
Biological process (GO): choline transport; acetylcholine biosynthetic process; transmembrane transport
Cellular component (GO): plasma membrane
Molecular function (GO): choline:sodium symporter activity
Source: RefSeq, a predicted model, not a curated record